Messenger RNA from Saccostrea cuccullata (small rock oyster), 849 nucleotides. RefSeq lists its product as uncharacterized. The transcript has 5 exons. The record is from RefSeq and is a predicted model, not a curated record. Gene Ontology annotation, molecular function: zinc ion binding. Bases 1 to 849 code for a protein of 282 amino acids. NCBI's taxonomy places the organism in Eukaryota, Metazoa, Mollusca, Bivalvia, Ostreida, Ostreidae.
AUGGAUGAAACUUCUUCGCGUUAUUCUCGUUGGAAAGUCCCACAGAUAAAAGAGGAAUUGGUAAAAAGAGGUGCGGUAACAACUGGUCGAAAGCAGGAACUUAUAGACAGAUUGGAGGCCUAUGAUCGGAAUCAGAACUUCAAGGAAGAUCCUAUUUUAUUACCAGAGCCCCUUGAAGUCGGAUGGCCGGUGGCUGGAUUUAAACAGAUUCUCCCAGAACACCAACAUAUCAUUCCCAAAAUCACUCGAGAACAGAUAGAGGCAUAUUUUCUUUAUAGAAUAGCAGAUGACAGACAAUGCACUGGAGAUUUGAAAGCAUUGGUGAAGGGCCAAGACAUGUUUGACUCCAACAAAGUUCUGGCUUGCUCUAUAUGCAUCGACAAUGAUAUUUACCUCACUGGAAUUGUGGGUGCAGCGAUGAAACAAAAAGUGACUUACAAUUAUAAAGUCCGGGUUUCAAGAGAGAGUGGGGACCCUCUGAACACCCACUGUGAAUGCCCAGCAGGAAGAGGGCCCCAUGGCACCUGCAAACAUCUUGCGGCUGUUUGCAUCAUGCUCGAGUAUUUUACCGAGAAUGGGACUUUAAAAAUCGCAAGAUCCUGCACCGAAAAUCUGAUGUCUUUCCAUAGACCAAAGAGUGCUUACAGUGGUUCUCCAGUAAAAGCUGAGGAUCUCCCAUCUAAAAAGAGACCGUAUGAAGACUUUUUUGAAGAUCCAAGGCCACUGAAGCACAGAAACAAUCCGUCUUACAACUCUAUGGUACAAAAUAUCAUCACCAACUACUGCAGCAUAACAUCUAAAGAUAUCUCUAUGAGGUAUCUGUAUCCAAGAGCAAAUUUUCAGGUAUAG